Messenger RNA from [Torrubiella] hemipterigena, 2248 nucleotides. NCBI's taxonomy places the organism in Eukaryota, Fungi, Ascomycota, Sordariomycetes, Hypocreales, Clavicipitaceae. The record is from the annotation of a GenBank genome assembly.
GACACAAGAAGUCAUAGCUCACACGGAGUAUUGCCCGGCAGGCUGAGCGUCUCUCCAUACAGCAGGCACAGCAAGCCAGUAGUAUUCUUCUUCAGACGAAGCCAAUUGGCCGCGCAACCCACGGAGCCAUACAGCGCCCCUCAACGGGCCUAUUCGCCAAGUUAGUGUGGCAGGGGGGGUGUGUGUGGGCCGGACCUCGCUACUAUUUCCUCGUCGGAUGCGCCCACUCACAUCGCGUUACACGGGGCCAUCGACAAAGGACGCUUCGAUUGUCACUGGCCCUGGGGGUAGCAAAACUUUCUUACGCAAGGCUUAGUUUCUAAUUUCACACCCAGGCCCCCCCAUGAUCGCUCGUGUCUUCCCUAUAUCCAGAAGCUCGGUUCAGAUAUAUACCUGUCAUUCCCACUAAAUCGGCCCUCGCCCUACAUUAGUUUUUAUAUCAUGACCCUUCCUUCUGCUCCAAAGUCAGCCCUCUUUUGCCAUUGUCCUUAGCACUAAGAAAAAUAGUAUUUCUUUUUCGUUUUGUGUACGGCUCUUUUUCUUUUCUCUUCUCUUCACAUUACUUCUACAACAGUGCUACGCGCAUUUAAUACGACUGGUCCUAUUCAUAAUUUCGCUGUGCCACAGGGAGUGACAGUACCAUUCCUCUCCCACAUACUCGCGCCAGAGAAGACGACCGCCCCCAACGCCGACCUCUGUCUAUACAAUUUUCAAUAUUAGUACCCAUUCCAUCCUUCAAGGACAAAGCACCCACCAAAUCCACACACACUGUCAUCGCAGCAAGCGACGACCGACAUUCUCAAAAUCAGCAUGAGCGCCUUAGCCUUGCCAUUUGACUCGGCUUUCUCAAUUGGACCCCACGCCAACACGAUUGUCGACCACGAUUGGUUUGAUUACCUUCCCCAGCAACUCCCACCUACACCUGAGAUGGACUUCUCUUCUGCUGCUCCCAGUAUCAGCACCAACGCCCCAUCGCCUCCUAGCACGGCAAGCUCUGUCGCAAGCCCUAUGCUUGCAGCAAACACACCCGAGCAGGAAUACGCAGCCAAGCAAGGCAGACGAGACUCGAGCCUUAUCGAGCGCGUUCACCGAACCAACAGUGGGCAUUUUAUUAAUGGCUCCAACUUUGGUACUAUGCCAUAUGAGGACAUCUCCAUGCCCAUGUACACAGCAUCCCCUACUGGGAUGCCAGUUGUGUCCGAGAUGCCGCAAAUUUAUGCUCAGCAGCAAUACAUGCCCCAUUACGUUCCCCAAAUGCCGGAAUACGAAACACAGUCACGACAAUUCAGGCAAGCCUAUCCCGAGGUUCAACCAAACUAUGGUCAGGUAUAUAGCAUGCCUGGGGAUUAUCGCCAAGGCUAUCCCACAGCCCCAGCGUACAACGACUAUAGACCUCCGCUUAUGGCCCAACCAUCUGCUAUCUUGCCUGGGAACAGUGUGCCCCCAGUGAGCGCUCCUGCAGAGUCCAGUCGCUCCAGCCGCUCCAGUCCCGAUGUUGGCAAUUCAACUGGGAAACAAGGCCGCGCUAAGCCUAGAUGCUGGGACCAUGGCUGCAAUGGCAGACAGUUUUCCACCUUUAGCAAUCUUUUGCGCCAUCAGCGUGAGAAAUCUGGGCAAUCUGCCAAGUCAACCUGUCCCAACUGUGGCGCCGAGUUUACGCGAACGACAGCGCGUAACGGACAUAUGCUUCACGAUAAAUGCAAGCGACGCCCUUAGAGAUUACGGGCCGAGGUUGAAUCUGUAUAUUUACAAAAAACACACGUUUUAGGAUAACUAAGUAGCAUUGGAACACCGGAGUUGGAUAUCUUUGGCUUGAAUGUACUUCAUUUCUUUCAUGUUUGGAACGGGAAGGCGGACGGCGUUUUUGGUGAACUCAUGCUAUCCUCUUGGAAGGAGAUACCAGUAUACCCAAUCUUCCUCGAAUAGCCUCGGAGCAAAUAAACAAAAAGCUUUUUUUUACCAUAUAUAGGAAGCCUACACAUGUCGUCAAUGAAAUUAUAACGCCUUCGUCGUUGGCGAGUCACGUCCGAGAGAAGGGGAGGCGUAUGUGUAAAUGCGGAUAGCCAGAUGCAACCUUGAAUCACGAUUAGAGAGAGCUAUGUAUGAAUGGGGGCACUGAAAAGCAAGGAAAUCAGGGCUAUCAAACCGCGGCCCGCCAGCUGCAGUAGCCAGCUGAAAGAUACUUUUUGCACAGACAAGGCAGGGAGAGGGGCCGAGAGGAUGAGGUGUGCCGUGAGGAUGAGGUGUG